AUGGACCUUCACGUCCUGCGUCUACACUCUGACAGAGGUGGUGAGUUCUCCUUCGACCUCUUGUGGGACUUUUGUCAGGGGGAGGGCAUCCUCCAGUCGUUCACGCUUCCGGCCUCACCGCAGCAGAAUGGGGUUGCUGAGCGCCGCAUUGGCUUAGUCAUGGAGGUGGCUCGUACCUCCAUGAUCCAUGCGGCUGCUCCCCAUUUUCUGUGGCCGUUUGCGGUCCGAUACGCUGCGCAUCAGCUCAACCUCUGGCCCCGUGUCUCCUUGCUGGAGACCUCGCCCAUAGUGUGCUGGAUGGGGGAGGUUGGCGAUGCGUCUUGGUUCCGGGUCUGGGGCUCUCGUGCCUUUGUCCGUGAUACCACCGCGGACAAGCUCUCCUCUCGCGCCAUUCCCUGCGUCUUCCUUGGCUUUCCCUGUGACGCGCCUGGCUCGCAGUUUUACCACCCCACCUCACGCCGUCUCUUCCCCACUCAGAACGUCACGUUUGAAGAGUCGGUUCCCUUUUACCGCCUCUUCCCCUACCGCACUGCCCCGCUCUCCCACCCUUGCUGCUCUUCCUUGCUCCAGGUCCCCCUCUGGUUGACCCCCUCCCCCCUCAAGGUCCUGCUCCUUCAGGUGUCUCUCAGCCUGAGCUUCUCUCACCACAGCAGCUGCACGAGUGGCUUGCGUGGCGCACACGCCUUCGGAGUCGCACUGGAGCUGGAGGUGCUGGAGUUGGAGGCGCUGGAGCUGGAGGUACUGGCACUAGAGGUGCAGGAGCUAGAGGUCCUGACGCUGGAGGCACUAGAGCUUGAGGUACUGGAGCGGGAGGUGCUGGAGCUAGAGGCACUAGAGCUGGAGGCACUGGCGCUGGAGGCGCUGGAGCUGGAGGUCCUAACGCUUGAGGUGCUGGAGCUGGAGGCACUAGAGCUGGAGGUACUGGAGCUGGAGGCACUAGAGUUUGAGGCGCUGGAGCUAGAGGCACUGGCGCUGGAGCUACUCAAGCUGGAGGUGCUGGCGCUGGAGGCGCUGGAGCUGGAGGCCCUGUGCAGCAGCGACCGUUUUUCUUGCCGCCGCCGCAGCUGUCCGAGUCGGCACUUCGUCCUUCCUCUGUUCCACAGCGUAUCCCCCUGUCGUCUCCUCCUACGUCCUCUCUUCUUGACGAUCCGGACCCAGUCUGACCGGGUUCGUGCUGCCAUCCCUACUGUCACCCGUAUCCUGGCUACUGUUGUCACUGACCCGUCGUUUGAGUCUGCUGCUACGUCUGCCUUAGUUGUUGAGCUUGUGGACUUUGCUGCUGCGUGUCGUCUAGACUACGCCACUAGUCUUGUUGCUGAGUCUGAGUAUGUCUGUCCUCCAUCCGUCGGGGGUGAGUGUGCUCUUGGCACAGACGUCCUUGAGGACAGGCAGGAGGACUUCGAGUGUCUUGCGGGUGCUGGACCUUAUCUCGUGGCCAUGCUGCCUGCACUAGAGGGAGGCUCGGAUGCACUGGACAUCCCGACCCCGCGCUCUUACGCAGAGGCGAUUACGGGUCCCUACUCCUCUCAGUGGCAGACAGCCAUGGAUGCAGAGAUACCAUCCUGGAAGUCCACAGGCACAUACGUCGACGCAUUUCCCCCUCUUGGGACGAACAUCGUUGAUGGCAUGUGGAUUUUCAGGGUGAAGCGGCCGCCGGGUUCUCCGCCUGUCUACAAGGCUGGUUAUGUUGGUCGAGGCUUCAGUCAGCAACAGGGAGUUGACUUCUUCCAGACCUUCUCCCCUACUCCGAAGAUGACCACUCUUUGGGUGCUGCUGCACGUUGCCGCUCAGCGUGACUACGAGCUUCACUCUCUUGACUUUAGCAUAGCGUUCUUACAGGGCAGCAUGCACGAGGAGAUCUGGCUGCGCCACCCACCUGGCUUCACUGGGUCGUUCCCUCCUGGUACCCAGUGGAGCCUCCAGCGGCCGGUCUACGGUCUCCGCCAGGCGCCUUGUGAGUGGCACGACACACUGAGGACGACGCUUGCGGCUCUUGGGUUUGCUCCUUCCACUGCUGACCCGUCGCUGUUUCUGCGCACCGACACUUUGCUGCCGCCGUUCUACAUCCUCGUGUAUAUUGACAACUUGGUUUUUGCCACUGCUGGCACAGAGGCACUCGCCCUUGUGAAGUCGGAGCUAUAG
Molecule: messenger RNA, 2142 nt
Organism: Closterium sp. Yama58-4
Lineage: Eukaryota; Viridiplantae; Streptophyta; Zygnematophyceae; Desmidiales; Closteriaceae
Source: the annotation of a GenBank genome assembly